GCCCCCUCCCCUCCACCCACGUUCAUCGACGCCACUCGAGCGAUCAUUCUCCUCUCAGACAAAACCACUUGUCUUUCGUACAGAUCUGGAAAUUUGCCCAAAUCUGCGCUUUCUUCAGACAGAUCCCCCUGGUCUCUCUUCUCUCUUUUUGGGAUCCGUCUCGUUGCUUCACGCUCCUGAAGAAGCCGAGUGAGUUGGAAAGAUGUCUGGCCAAAACCAACGCUUGACCGUGGUUCCUACCGUUACGAUGCUCGGGGUCAUGAAAGCCCGUCUUGUCGGGGCUACGAGAGGUCAUGCUCUCCUCAAGAAGAAGAGCGAUGCCCUCACCGUCCAGUUCCGGGCACUUCUCAAGAAAAUCGUCUCUGCAAAGGAAUCCAUGGGAGACAUUAUGAAGACAUCCUCCUUUGCUCUGACCGAAGCAAAGUACGUAGCAGGCGAGAACGUCAAACACAUUGUCCUCGAGAACGUCAAAGAAGCCUCGCUGAGGGUCCGUUCCCGGCAAGAAAACAUCGCCGGGGUCAAACUUCCCAAGUUUGAGCACUUCUCGGAAGGCGAGACCAAGAAUGAUCUGACAGGUUUAGCAAGAGGUGGUCAGCAGGUCCAGGCCUGCCGGGGCGCGUAUGUGAAGGCCAUAGAAGUUCUGGUGGAGCUCGCUUCUCUCCAGACGUCGUUCUUGACGCUGGAUGAGGCCAUCAAGACAACAAACCGAAGGGUCAAUGCCCUUGAGAACGUGGUCAAGCCGAGGCUGGAGAACACGAUCAGCUACAUAAAGGGCGAGCUGGACGAGCUCGAGAGGGAGGAUUUCUUCAGGUUGAAGAAGAUUCAGGGCUACAAGAAGAGAGAGAUCGAGCGGCAAGUGCAAGCUGCCAAGGCAUAUGCGGAGGAGAAGGUCUUGGAGGAUAUGGCAUUGAAGAGAGGCAUUUCCAUGAACGCUGCUCACAACUUGCUCGUUGGAGGAGCAGAGAGGGAUGAAGACAUUAUCUUCUAGAGUUUGUGUCUGUCUGCUCUCUCUCUCUCUCUGGCUUUUGUUGCCUGUUUCCUUUGUGUCAUCAAAUAAAAAGGGUUGAUGUAUAAUCACUUAUUGUUUAUUGAGAGAUUCUCUUCAUUACCUUCAAAUGACAAUGUGUUUUGCUGUU
Tarenaya hassleriana is the source of this 1136-nucleotide messenger RNA. Its product is annotated as V-type proton ATPase subunit D. Lineage: Eukaryota; Viridiplantae; Streptophyta; Magnoliopsida; Brassicales; Cleomaceae. Bases 203 to 988 code for a protein of 261 amino acids. Gene Ontology annotation, molecular function: proton-transporting ATPase activity, rotational mechanism. The transcript has 2 exons. The record is from RefSeq and is a predicted model, not a curated record. Gene Ontology annotation, cellular component: proton-transporting V-type ATPase complex; vacuolar membrane.